CUUCCCCUUCUUCUUCUCCCCUCCACUGUGGCCGAAGGACGGGUGAGGAAGCCGGACUAUGUGGACAGCUCGCGUGACUCAAGAGGAGGUCUUGUGUUUGCUUCGUGCUGUGGCGAGACAGACCAUAGAGACCUCCACGUGGAGCCCCAGUGGGGCUCCUCCUUUUCUUCCCACGAACUGAUGACCAGACUAUGCUUCUUAUUGGGAGAAGCAACAUCCGGCAUAGCUAGUUCUCCUAUGGAGGACAGGAAAGAAAAGAAGGGCCCUACUCCCGCUCAGGGAGGGAGCCCCAGCUCCACAUUGACUUGCAGCACUGCCUCUCUUUGUUCUGAGAGCCCCUCUUCCACCUUAAGCGGCAGUAAUGUGUGCCAUCCUUUGCCCUUGGCCUCACCACACAGUGGUGGCUCCUGCCUCAGCACUAGCGGGGCGCUCUCCAGCCCCGUUCGCAGCCCCACCCAAUGCUCUCCCGCUGUACUCGUUGCUGGCAGCAGCCUCAGCCCACCUUCUCAAAGCCCCUCCUCCACCCUGGAGAGCAAGGACAGUGGAAUUAUAGCGACCAUCACGAGUUCGUCUGAGAAUGAGGAGCGAAGUGUCUCGAGUUCGGAUCUGACUACGGACGAAACCCCAGGGGGCAGUGUUAUUGUCAUGGGCCACACAGGCGAAGACAAUCAUCUUGGGCCCCAACGGAGUAAUCCCACCAUCCAAUUUGAGGAGUCAUCAGUGAGAGCCGAUAUCAAGGAGCCCAGAACACCCCCGCCACCCAAGAGACCCCUCCCACAGCACCACAUACACAGCACUUCCUCCUCGGUCAUGCCCCGUCCAAAUUCUGUAGCAGCAACGUGUUCCACUAGAUUGGAAGAUCUGAGUUAUCUGGACAACCAACAGGUUGGUGGGCACAAGGGCUCCAUCCACAAGUUAAACACACCUGGACGCACAAAUGAAGACUCUAAAGGGAGAUUGGGCCAUUUCAAACAAGCCGACAUCACGCUGAAGCCGCUGCUGUUCGAAGUUCCCGGCACCAGUGCGGAAAGAUCUUUUGUUGGUCGGGAUUGGCUUUUCACGCGACUGGAUGAGGUCUUGAGGAAAACCAUUAACUGCGAGGGAAGAGGGGCCGUCAUCGUGGGAAACGCGGGCUCAGGCAAAACGGCUAUCAUGUGGCGGUUGGUGGCGCUCAGCUGUCACGGCAUGCGCACGCAACACGGAGGGCCCAGCAUCCCUCACAGCCCGAGCUCUUCUCCCAAAUGCGGGGAAAGGCAGCGAAAAGCCGCCUCCAAACAAGGUGCUGAUGAUUCCCAGAUCAACCAGAGUGCUGUUACAGGAGCGGCUAGUGGCACAGCACAGAGGAAAGAGCUUGCCAGAUACCUCGCCAACAAGGUGGUCGCUUACCAUUUCUGCCAGGCUGACAACACAUACACCUGCCUGGUCCCAGAAUUCGUUCACAGUCUUGCCGCCUUGUUGGCCAGAUCCCCACAGCUCACUCCAUACAGGGAGCUGCUGAUCCAGGAACCUCAUCUCCAGAAUAUGCUCAGCCUGCGCUCCUGUGUGCAAGACCCCAUUGCUGCCUUUCGAAAGGGGGUCCUCGAGCCCAUGACCAGCUUGCGCAAGGAGCGAAGGCUGCCUGAAGAAGACUACAUCAUCUUGGUUGACAGCCUCAAUGAGGCUGAAUUUCAUAAACCGGACUACGGGGACACCAUAGCCACCUUCAUCACCAAGAUCGUCUCUAAAUUCCCCGUCUGGCUCAAGCUUGUAGUCACAGUGAGGACGGGCCUGUUGGAAAUAACCACCCUGCUGCCGUUCUCCGGCAUCUCACUAGACAUUCUGCCCGACAGCAGCGAUCUGGGAGCUGACCUGAGCGACUACAUUCAUCACCGGGUGAACGGGAGUGCCCAGAUCGCCGCAAACGUCACAACGGCCACAGGCUCGGCGCCUGAUCUUCUGCUCCUCAGCAAGUUCAGCAGUCACUUGACCACACGCAGCAAUGGCUCCAUCCUCUACCUCCAGCUGACCCUGGAUCUGUUCCACAAGGGGCAUCUGGCAUUGAAAGGGGGAAACUACCUGGUUGUGCCAGUGUCGCUAUCAGAGGUGUACCUGCUGAUGUGCCGCGUGAACUUCCCAGACAAAGACGACUUUGAACGAGUGCUUCCAGUGCUAAAUGUGGCACUGGCGUCGCUGCACCCGCUGACGGACGAACAAAUGUUCAGAGCGCUCAAUGCAGGCAGCGUGAGGGGGGAGCUGGAGUGGAAGGACUUUCAGCAGACAUUAGAGAGCCUGGCUGAAUUCAUGGUGAAACGCAGAGAUGGCACACGCAUGCUGUGCCAUCCCUCCUUCAGAGAGUGGCUCGUUUGGAGAGCAGAUGGAGAAAGCGCUGACUUCCUCUGUGACCCAAGGAGCGGCCAUGCUCUCCUGGCGUUCAUGUUCUCCAGACAGGAGGGCAAGUUGAACCGUCAGCAGACCAUGGAACUGGGACACCACAUCCUCAAGGCUCACAUUUUCAAGGGUCUGAGUAAGAAAAGCGGGGUGUCCUCCACUGUCCUGCAGGCCAUGUGGGUAAACUGCAGCACAGACAGCCUGUCUGCUGCGCUUGCCUCCCUGAGGAAUCUGUACACACCUAAUAUCAAGGUCAGCCGUCUGCUGAUGCUUGGUGGCGCUAAUGUGAACUGGUAUACUGAGGUAGUGGGACACGCCCCCAUCCUAGCCGUCCACUCCCACCUGGGACAUGUAGAGAUGGUGGGCUUGUUGAUGGAAAUGGGUGCAACCGUAGAUAUGAGCACAGACAGCGGCAUGACGCCUCUGUGCCUGGCGGCAGCCGCGGGACACGUGGCUGUUGUCAGCCUGCUCUGCAAGAGAGCGGCCAAGGUGGCCCAGGCUGAUAAGAAUGGCCAGUGUGCACUGCUCCACGCCGCACUAAAGGGCCACAUGGAGAUCGUCAGCGUCUUGCUGGGACAGGAUUGGGGUCCUGAAAAUGCCACCGAUCCACAGCAGCAGCAGCAGCAGACUAGCACUGGGAAAAAGCAGGCCGUGCAGCAGGCGGUCACAGCCGCAGCCAGCGUGGGACACACACAGGUGGUAAAGUGCCUGCUGGACUUGGAAGAUGAACAGCUGGCAGUGCAGAUGGACGCUCACGAUUCUCUCUGGGGAGAAACGGUCCUGAGUGCAGCAGCAGGCAGGGGGAGGAUGGAAGUGUGCAAGCUCCUUUUGGAUCGAGGGGCUGGGCUGGAGGUGCCAAAUCGCAGAGGGAUGGUUCCCCUCCUAAGCGCGGCCAAACACGGACACACACAGGUGGCAGAGUUGCUGUUGAAACACAACUCGGACAUGAGCGUGUGUGACAAGCAGGGCCGCACACCGCUCAUAUUGGCUGCCUCGGAGGGCCACGGCAGCACUGUGGAGAUGUUGCUGUCCAAGGGCUCCUCGGUGUCUGCUGCGGAUCAGGAAGGUCUGACUGCAAUGGGCUGGGCCUGCAUGAGGGGCCACAAAGGUGUGCUGCAGCCUCUGGUGGAUGCCGGUGCAGACCUGAACCAAGCAGACAGACAGGGACGCACUCCUCUCGACCUCGCCGCCCUUAACGGAGAUGCUGAUAUAGUACACCUUUUGCUAGAUCACGGUGCAGUGCUAGAGAGGACGGACAGCAGUGGAAGCAGGGCUGCGGACCGGACUCCUGGCUGCCAGAAUCCGGCUCUGGUGGCCUCGCUACUCAAGAAAGGCUCCAAAACUACACAAGGCUACAGAACGGCACCGCAUGAUCGAUCAGGUCACGCCACAUGGGCCAUGGCUUCCUCCAAACCAGAUAUCCUUCUCAUCCUGCUGCAGAAGCUCAUGGAGGAAGGAAACCUGCUUUACAAGAAGGGACGUAUGAAGGAGGCCGGCCAGCGUUACCAGUACGCUCUGAGAAAAUUGCCUCGGGAAGGCCAAGGGGAAGAGUUAAAAGGGCUCAAAGACCUGCGGGUGUCUCUCUAUCUCAACCUAUCCCGCUGCCGAAGGAAAACCAAUGUAAGGUUGCAUCAUUAGAUGUAGGAAGGGAUAGAUAGCAGAAGGUCUGUCAAGCUGAGAUAAAUUGUUCUAAGACACACAACUGUCAAAGUUGGGGAUUCUCAGCUUUUAGUGAGAUUUCAGGAUAAGACUAAAAUGCACUACAAAUGAAUCUAAUUUGACCCUCUCAAAAUGUAUGUCUAGCUGUGUCAGCACUUUUUGCAUAAUGUCCGUUCUCUAAUAAGGAGCUGAAUAGCAAAAUUCACAAAUUGCGCUUGCUCCAUCGUUUCCAUU
This is a messenger RNA of Syngnathus typhle (broad-nosed pipefish), 4260 nucleotides long. RefSeq names its product protein TANC1-like. Bases 181 to 4005 code for a protein of 1274 amino acids. Gene Ontology annotation, molecular function: protein binding. Lineage: Eukaryota; Metazoa; Chordata; Actinopteri; Syngnathiformes; Syngnathidae. The transcript has 24 exons. The record is from RefSeq and is a predicted model, not a curated record.